CUUGAAAGUCGCCGGUGCUGGAGCUUGUUACUUAAUGAAGCUUUCACAGAAUAAUAUAGUAAGCCUAAACUUGAUGAAUUAUCAGCAUUAUCAGCUAACGUUACAUUUCAGGUUACUUCCGGACAUUAGCUUAAAGUGAAAAAGGUAAAAAUAAUGAUUUUGUCAAGGACACAUCCUGUUUCAGUGUCAGUCUGUGAAAUCAGACACACCAGAAACAGCACAUGAAACGUUUGGUGUUAGUAUAUUUUAAUGAUGCUGUCAUCCAUUUAUCGUGGGAUAUGGAGAGCUGCUGUCCACACGCUUACGACAAGCAGAGGAACACCUUACAGAUUCCUCUCCACUUCUGAUAGACUCCCACUGGCUGAUGCUGAGUCCAUCUUUGCAUUAUCAUCAGGUCAUGGCAGGUGUGGGGUCGCUGUGGUACGAGCCAGUGGUCCAGCUUCAGCUACAGCUCUGAAGUGUAUGACUGGUCUCACACACAGUCUGCCGCCUCCACGCACCGCCAUGUUACGCAACAUCACAGACCCCCAAACCAAAGAAGUGCUGGACCGUGGACUUGUUCUGUGGUUCCCAGCUCCUCACAGUUUCACCGGAGAGGACAGUGUGGAGUUCCAUAUCCACGGAGGUCCUGCUGUCAUUACUGGUGUCUUACAGGCUCUAGGAAGCGUGCCUGGCAUGAGGCCUGCUGAUGCUGGAGAGUUCACGCGGAGGGCCUUUCAAGCAGGGAAGCUGGGUUUAACAGAGGUGGAGGGGCUUGGGGAUCUGAUCCAUGCUGAGACAGAGGCCCAGAGGAGACAGGCUCUCAGGCAGAUGUCAGGAGAGCUGGGACGGCUUUAUCAGGACUGGAGCCACAGACUGAAACGGUGUCUGGCUCAUGUUGAGGCCUUCAUAGACUUCAGUGAGGAUGAGCUCAUUGAGGAUGGGGUCUUAAACCAAGUGGACAGGUCGGUGUGUGAUCUGCAAACACAAAUUGAGUGCCACCUAAAGGAUGAGAGGCGGGGUGAGCGGCUACGCAGCGGAGUCCUGGUGGUUAUCGCAGGGGCCACCAAUGCAGGGAAAAGUAGCCUCCUCAACACACUCUGCCAAAGACCUGCAGCCAUUGUGUCCCCCAUUGCUGGCACCACCAGGGACGUAGUAGAGAUGGCACUUGACAUCGGUGGGUUUCCUGUCCUCUUGAGUGACACAGCCGGCCUCAGAGAGAGCCCCGACCUGGUGGAGAGAGAGGGGGUACGCCGAGCUCGAGAAAGAGUGGAACAGGCAGAUCUGACCCUGGUGGUUGUGGACUCUUCUCAUCUCCCCUCUGAUGCACAGAAAGCUGCAGCCUUCCUUCAGGAGUACCUCGGGAGUGUCCUGCCCACUGUGGAGCAGCCAGAGACAGUGUUUCCUGCAGACAGAUUUCUCCUAGUGCUGAAUAAAACUGACCUGUUGCCUCAGGAGCAGAAGCUGAAGCUGGACAGGCAGCUGAGACAGGUCUCAGGACUCCCUCCUGUUUGUUUCAUCUCUUGCCACACUAAUGAAGGACUGCAGGACUUCCUAGCAGUCCUUCACAGCAGUGUCAAGACUCUGUGUGGAGACCCUUUGUCUGGUGCCCCUAGCCUGACCCAGGCUCGCCACAGGGCCCACCUGCAGCAGUGUGUUUCGGCCCUGGCUCAGUACCAGCGGUACCGCGACAUCGACCUCGCUCUGGCAGCCGAGGGUGUUCGUUUGGCUCUCACCAGCUUGGGCCGGAUCACUGGACGUGUUGGGGCAGAGGAGAUCCUGGAUAUCAUCUUCAAAGACUUUUGCAUUGGAAAGUAGUCAGAUGAGUAAAAACAUGAAAUACAUGUAAUAUCAGUCUGCUCAGAGCGGAAGUCUGCAUUCUUGUUUGGUCCCAGAGUAUCAGUUAAGAAAACAAGAAAAAAAGGGCAACGCCUCGGCAUAAUGCCAGGCUUCGAGGCGCAGCAAGAGUAAAAAGAAGAAAAUUCAUGUUCUUGGCUGCAGGAUCACUCUGCUCCCAAGACACAUUAAUCUUUGUUUUCCAUAGAUGCUCUUUGAGAGCCUGAAAUAUUUUUAACGUGAUGACAGGUGCCUCAAAAGCCCCGUUUGCUAGACAAGUGUUUGGCAAGUCUUGAGUCGUAAUUUAAAAAUAGCUUCUGAAAGCCUUUGAUAGGUGAACAUUGGGCUCUUGGGUCCCAACAUAACAGCCAAGAUCAUUUAAAAUACAGCCAGCUGCAGACCUCUGCAAGGUCAUGGACCCAUAGUUUGGAUGUUUACUUGUACUGCAGGACAAUGAAUAAUUUUCCUUUUUGGGAGCAGAUAUUUCAGCUGCACCCCUCGGUGUUUGUCUGAAUGCUAGAAUGCUUCACGAAUCAGUUAAGAUGCAGUUACAGUUAAAUCUAUGUCUGUUGAGACUCAUGUGAUGUUUUGUUUUUCUAAGUGUUUUUGCAGAACAUUAAGAUGUCACAGUAAAGCUUACCUUUGAACUUUUGGAUAUAAAAUGUCUUCACAUUAUAUUCCUUUAGACAUUUGUGUGAAAUUGAGUUAUGGCCAAAAACAUUUUUAGUCAGGUCAGAGUGACCUUGAUCUUGUGCAUCAAAAUCUAAUCAGUCUUUUGUUGUGUCCAAGUGGGCAAUUGUGCCAAAUUUGAAGAAAUUCCCUCACAGUUUUCUUGAGAUAUCACAUUCAUGCAUAUGAGAUGGAGGUCACAGUGACCUUGACCUUUGACCUUUAACACCUAAAAACUAAUCAGUUCAUUGUCAAGUCCAACAUUGAGUUGAACUCGACAAUGACUAGCUUUGAUUCCAGCCCUGAGACAUUUUUUACAUGUCAAACCCCGCUCUUUCUCUGUCCCCAAUUUCUGCACCAUACUCUGUCAAAUUAAGGAAAAAGUGCCACAAACAAUUAUUUUUUAAAACCAAAAAAAGUGUUAUUUGCCUAUUUACACACCCAUCCGACAGGGAACAAUAUUACCAUUAUGUUUCUGUUUAUUGUGUUCUUACAUGUUAUUACAUAUUUGAAGGUGCAUCAGGUUGUUACUGUAAUUAAAAAGAAUGUAAGGCUUUAAAAAAGCAGGGUGUUUACAAGACCUUAAAAAGUUUUAAAAUGUAUUCGAUUCAGACUUAGACUUAG
Messenger RNA from Plectropomus leopardus (leopard coralgrouper), 3108 nucleotides. RefSeq names its product GTP binding protein 3, mitochondrial (gene gtpbp3). Gene Ontology annotation, molecular function: protein binding; GTPase activity; GTP binding. Gene Ontology annotation, biological process: tRNA methylation; tRNA wobble uridine modification. The record is from RefSeq and is a predicted model, not a curated record. Lineage: Eukaryota; Metazoa; Chordata; Actinopteri; Perciformes; Serranidae. Gene Ontology annotation, cellular component: cytoplasm; mitochondrion.